AUGUACUUCUCCAACUUCCUCGUCACUCUGGCCUCGAUGGCCUCUAUGGCUUCCGCCAUCCCUGCUCCAGAUGCCCUCCUUGAUACCACCUCCAACAUCUCCCCUAGCGACUUCACCAUCCGCUCCGAUUCCAACAACCUUGAGGCUCGCACCACCUUCUCCUGCCCGGGUGCCAUGUCCUACUGCCCCUGGACCAAGGCCUGCUCAUGCCCUCCCGGCCAGUCCUGGGAUGGCAAGGCCAAGAAGUGCGCUGGCAAGAAGGCUUCCGGCUGCUGGCCCAAGCCCAGUGCCAGUGUCUACGCCGGCGCCGGCGUUGACGUCAAGCUCGGCACUUACUGUGCUGCUUCUCCCUACAAGAUCGUCAAGUACGAUACCAAGCACGCCUACUGCCAGGCCAGCCUCAAGAACACUGUCUUCCUUGCUCCUCUUUCUAUCGGCGCCGAGGUUGCUCUCUAUGGCGGUGCCGCCAUCAAUGUCAAGGGCCAGCUGAGCGCCAGCCUCAAGACCGUCUGUGGUGGUCUUGCUGGUCUCUACCUUGAGAGCAGCGCUGAUGCCGUCGCCCUCUUCAACACCAACAAGUACGGAUAUGCCGUUCGCCCCGGCAGCGUCACUGGUGGUCUCGUCUACGCUGUUGUCGACUUCGUCAAGAGCAUUACCUGCUUCCUCGGUCUCGGUAACUGCCAGGUCUAUGACUGCGUUUCUUACUGCUCCAAGGGCUGCAAGAACUACGUCGAUGUCCGUGGCAGCAUCGGUGGCUAUGUCAACGGACUCGUUGGUUUCUGCAUUGUCAAGGACACCGUUCUCUUUGUCAACAAGGUCGGAGCUUGUGCUUCUGUCAAGAUCCAGGGCCUCAUCCGCAUCGUCGCUAGCAUCCACGUCAGCCUCAAGGGCAUUUUCGGAUGCAACUGCUAA
Messenger RNA from Fusarium tjaetaba, 912 nucleotides. RefSeq lists its product as uncharacterized. NCBI's taxonomy places the organism in Eukaryota, Fungi, Ascomycota, Sordariomycetes, Hypocreales, Nectriaceae. Bases 1 to 912 code for a protein of 303 amino acids. The record is from RefSeq and is a predicted model, not a curated record. The transcript has a single exon.